Pollicipes pollicipes is the source of this 2019-nucleotide messenger RNA. RefSeq lists its product as uncharacterized. The transcript is spliced from 12 exons. Bases 121 to 2019 code for a protein of 632 amino acids. Gene Ontology annotation, biological process: protein localization to centrosome; centriole replication. Gene Ontology annotation, cellular component: centriolar satellite; microtubule organizing center. NCBI's taxonomy places the organism in Eukaryota, Metazoa, Arthropoda, Thecostraca, Pollicipedomorpha, Pollicipedidae. The record is from RefSeq and is a predicted model, not a curated record.
AACUGUAAGCCCAGGGCUGGAGGAAGCCCAUAAGAGGUAUAGUCUGAGUUUUAUAUUAAUCAUAGGUGGCUGUGUUCUGGAAGGCAUUGUUGGCCCAGGCCACCUACAUGAAGAUGAGGGAUGAUGCCCCUCUUUCCUACCAUGAUGGCUUAUGAGGAUGAUUCCUUCAGUAACCCCAAACCUAUUUCCAUUCAGAAGCUGGUUCCAAAACAAGCUUCAGUUCAACACCAAUUUAAGCACUUGCCAGCGCUGCAGCUGCGCUCUGCCACAGAGCGGGCACGGGCUGACCACCAGCUGGAGCAGACCACCCAAUCCCUGAUCCAGGCACUAAACCUGCAGCAAGGGCAUGAGCUGACUGGCAGGCACCAGCAUAAUGCUCACUCUGCAUCACACACUGACCCUGAGCGGGCUCAGAGCGACUCGGAGCUAUCCAGCAUCCUGUCCAAGCAAAGAAAUGAAACAUGCGACUCGAUCCAGCAUAUCCCAACAGCAUCAACGCUCCUCAGUGAACAAGGCACGCAGACGGCGCCGUCGCGGGCCAGUCGGUCGGCCGUCAGCCAGCUACCGUCGCUGCACCUGCUGCGUACCCUGCAGGCGCGUCUGGUGGAGGCGCUGCAGCAGGUGAACGAGCUGCGCUCGCAGGGCCCCUGGCAGGAGCGCGUGCUCGACCAGCUCGACUGGAACCGCAAGCUGCUGCGCAUGGAGGAGUUCCACACCAAGAUCAGUCGUGAGAUGUACAUGCUGACGCGGCAGGUCGAUCUGGUGAUGGAUAAUGUGUGCGGCAUCCCGCAGUCCCGGGUGACGUCAUCCGUCAAAGGUGACGUCAUCCGGAAGCUGGUGCGAGCCCAUCGAUCAGCACUCAGGGUGACACAGGCGUUCGUGCAGAACUACUGGGACGGCUCUCUGGACGGUCAGCAGGCCGCCCGCUUCCUCGAGCUGCUCUCCGUCUGCAGGAACCUGGUCGACAUCUGCGCCCACCUCGGCAUCCGCUUCUCGGACAUCUCCGACAUGCCCGAGCGGCUCGCCUCGCUGGUCGGCCAGCACGUGACCACGGCCGGCGACGUCGGCUCCCUCAUCCGCGAGAUGGCGCUGGGACGCUUCGGCCCGGCAGCCGAGCGGCGCCGUCGUCAGCUGCGGCCGGCAGAGCGGGUCGGCCACUCCGGCGCUCGCCCGCUCCGCCACCACCAGAAGGUCAAGUCGACUAUAGAGCGACUGAUAUCGUCCAAGACUGGUGAAAAGUCGUCGGUGAGAAGCGCCCCACCUGGCCGCAAAGUGAGCCGACCCUCCAGAGGAAGACGGCCCGACUCGGCUCCUCACAGUACACCGAAGGCGCCGCCGGCUCCGGCCCUGACGAGCCGCCCGCCGCUGACGCCGCUGCCGGAGGAGGACGACUCGGGCUCGUCGGCCGCCCCCCGUGACCCGCUGGACGGGCUGGCCGCCGCCGUGGAGCGGGCCGCGGCCGGCGGUGGCGCGACGCUGGACGAGGCGACCCGGAGCCACCUGCGCCAGGUGCUGGCACGGCUGGACGAGAUGCAGAGGGAGCGGGACGUCAUCCGACGCCGCUGGCAGCCGCUCACCGACGCUAGGAGGAGACAAACUGAAGACGAAGACGUGUGCCUCGACCUGGAGCUGGACACCCUCGGGUUGAGCCCGGACCUGACCGCGGCGGACCCGCUCAUCCUGCCGCGCGCGGAGCGUCCGCCGUGGGUCGGGCCUGCGCCGGAGCUGGCGGCGCCGACGGUCGACGCCAGCACGUCGGUCACGUCGCUGGCGGGCCGGCCGCCGGCCGAGGGGCUGCAGCGCAGCAUCCGCCAGCUGUUCGCCGACGAGGCGCUCAGUCCCGGCCUGCGCGGCACGGUGACAGCCGAGCUGCGCCACUUCAUGGCCAACAGCGCCGACGACGCCCUCAAGAGUCUCCCGGAGGCCACGAUACACCAGCUGGUGGACGAGUUCAUCGCAGACGCCGGGGUGGACAUAUUCCUGUACCAGCUGUUCGACCAGGAGUUUGAAUUGCGCUGA